Molecule: messenger RNA, 386 nt
Organism: Coregonus sp. 'balchen'
Lineage: Eukaryota; Metazoa; Chordata; Actinopteri; Salmoniformes; Salmonidae
Source: the annotation of a GenBank genome assembly
AUGUGCCAGAUAGCCUUGCCCGUUUAUUGGAUAGUACACACAUUCUGUACUAAAACCCUCCUCUCAACCGACAAUUGCCUUGUCAGUACAUCAACAGCACAUUACUCUGCAAACAUUUAUAUUUGUAUCUCUGGCUGUCACAUUGGAACAGUAUAAGAGAAUAGUACGAUCAACGAGCUAAUCAAGAUUUUCCUCUCUUUCUCUCUCUCUCUCUCUCUCUCUCUCUGGUGUGUGGGGGUGAGCUACAGGGGUUGUUCUGGUCUGGUUGUUCUGACAUUGGUCUGUACACCAGCCUGUGCCUGUACCUUGACUGGAUCAGUGACAUCAUGAACACCCCUGAUCCUACACCUGAACCUGUGUGGACCACCACAGCAGCAGCUACAACA